AUGGCUGCACUGUGGCUGCUGAGUCUGGUGACCAUGGUGCUGGGCUUGGCCACAGCUGCUCCUGUCCCUCCUUCCAAGCCCACUCCAGCCAGAACAGGCUGUCACAUUAGCAUUUUCCAGUCUGUGUCACGACGGGAGCUAGGAGUCUUCAAGAAAGCCAAGGAUGCUUUGGAAGAAUUGCUGCUACAGAAGGAUGUCAGGUGUAGCACCAAUCCCUUUCCCAGUAGCCGGAAACUGGGCCAGCUGCAGGUCCAGGAGCGCCCCAAGGCCUUGCAGGCUGAGCUGGCCCUGACACUGAAGGUCCUAGAGAACAUGACUGACUCAGCCCUGGUCCCCAUCCUGGACCAGCCUCUUCACACCCUGCGCCACAUCCACUCACAGCUGCGGGCCUGUGUGCAGCCUGAGCCCACAGCAGAGCCCAGGCCUCUGAGCCGCCGCCUCUCACGCUGGCUGCACAGGCUCCAGGAGGCCCAGAGGAAGGAGAUCCCCGGCUGCCUGGAGGCCUCUGUCACUUUCAACCUCUUCCGCCUGCUCACCGGGGACCUGAAGUGUGUGGCGAGCGGAGAUCAGUGUGUCUGAGUACAGAGGCCCGGCACCGUGUGUCCAAGACUCUACACUCUACACUUGGCCCCACACCUACCUUAACUUAUUUCCUCUCACCCUUUAUUUAUGAAGCUGCAACCCAGGUUGGGUUUAUUUUCAUACUUUUAUACAAUAUAUGCAAAUAAGCAGUGAGGAGCUGGACUCUGCUGUGAUGUGUGAUCCUUGAGGAUGUGUUUCUGUGGGGUUGUGGGCAUGUGACUAAGUGUGGAUGUCUGUCUGUGUGGUGCAGAGGACAUUCAAGACUGUGCGUUUAUGUGUUUGUCUUCUGUGAUAUGUAUCCAAGGGACCACCUCUCCGAAUGAGCAGCUAACCAAAGAUGUGUCAUUGGGUGGCUUAUCCACAUUCACAUGUAUUUAUAAACAUGCUUAUAGUCUUUCUCUGGUCUGUAUGUGCUGUGUAGCUCUCCUUUAAAUAAUGUCUCUGAGACAGAUGGGGGUCUCUCUCAUUCAGGUUGCUGUCUCCUAUAAUAAGGAAGCAGAAAACCCAACAUGGGCAGGAGAGGUUAUAC
Molecule: messenger RNA, 1111 nt
Organism: Peromyscus californicus insignis
Lineage: Eukaryota; Metazoa; Chordata; Mammalia; Rodentia; Cricetidae
Gene: Ifnl1
Product: interferon lambda 1
Exons: 5
Coding region: 1-579 (192 amino acids)
Biological process (GO): defense response to virus; innate immune response; cell surface receptor signaling pathway via JAK-STAT
Molecular function (GO): cytokine activity
Source: RefSeq, a predicted model, not a curated record